Perognathus longimembris pacificus (Pacific pocket mouse) is the source of this 1471-nucleotide messenger RNA. RefSeq names its product myeloid associated differentiation marker like 2 (gene Myadml2). Gene Ontology annotation, cellular component: membrane. Lineage: Eukaryota; Metazoa; Chordata; Mammalia; Rodentia; Heteromyidae. The record is from RefSeq and is a predicted model, not a curated record. The transcript has a single exon. The coding region runs from base 109 to 1032 and encodes 307 amino acids.
GGCACUGCGGAGGCGCCGCUCGCGUCUGUCGCCGCGCAGAGGACGGGGCGGCCCCGGCCCCGCAGAGACCUCGGCCGCCGGACCGCCGAGGCCAAGGUGACCGGCAAGAUGGGCAGCACCAUGGACCCCCCCGGGGGGGCGUACCUGCACCUGGGCGCGGUGACGUCCCCGGUGGGCACCGCCCGGGUGCUGCAGCUGGCCUUCGGCUGCAGCACGUUCAGCCUGGUGGCCCACCGGGGUGGUUUCGCAGGAGUCCAGGGCACCUUCUGCAUGGCUUCCUGGGGCUUCUGCUUCGCCCUCUCCGCCCUGAUCGUGGCCUUUGAGUUCACGAAGCUCCAUGGCUGCCUGCGCCUCUCCUGGGGCAACUUCACGGCGGCCUUUGCCAUGCUGGCCACGCUGCUCUGCGCCACGGCCGCCGUCCUCUACCCGCUGUACUUCACCCGGCUGGAGUGCCCGCCCCCGCCCGCCGGCUGCGUGGCCAGGAACUUCCGCCUGGCUGCCAGCGUCUUUGCCGGACUCCUCUUCCUGGCCUAUGCUGCGGAGGUAGCCCUAACACGAGCCAGGCCCGGUCAGGUGGCCAGCUACAUGGCCACCGUCUCUGGGCUCCUCAAGAUAGUCCAGGCCUUCGUGGCCUGCAUCAUCUUUGGGGCCCUGGUCUACGACAGCCGCUACGGACGCUACAUGGCCACCCAGUGGUGCGUGGCCGUGUACAGCCUGUGCUUCCUAGCCACGGUGAUUGUGGUGGUCCUGAGCGUGUUGGGCCACACCGGGGGCCUGGGCUGCCCCUUCGAUCGCCUGGUGGUGGUGUACACCUUCCUGGCUGUUCUCCUCUACCUCAGCGCUGCAGUCAUCUGGCCUGUCUUCUGCUUCGACCCCAAGUAUGGGGAACCUCACCGGCCCCCCCACUGCCCCCAGGGCAGCUGCCCCUGGGACAGCCAGUUGGUGGUAGCCAUUUUCACGUAUGUCAACCUGCUCCUCUACGUCGUCGACCUUGCCUACUCCCAGAGGAUCCGCUUCGUGUCCACCCUGUAGACCGGCAAGCGGCGGCCUGCCCACCUCUGCUCUAUGGCCAAGGGCACGCGGGGGUGACCAAGGUGACCCAAGAUCUCAGGGACAAGCAGGCGGGCUCAGGGGGGAGGCAACGCCAGUGCCGGUCCAGGGAGAAGCAGAGAAAGGACCGGAGGCGCAGGACAGGAAAACAGGGCCGUGCCGCUCACGGGCUUGCAUUCUUCCUAGUUCUAUCUCCGUCUCUGCUCUCCUGGCCCUCCCUGGGCUUCGUGCUGGUCACCGGAACAAAUGGGAACCCUUUGGAGCAGGUGCGGUUGUGACCCAUCUUGAAAAUGAGGACAGGGAGGCUAAUUGAGCAACAGAGGUGUGUCUGGAGAUGACACUGAGGUUGGUAAUCGAAGUUGGGAAGGGAGCGGGUACGGGUGGCUCACGCCUGUAAUUCUAGCUACUCGGGAGGCUGAGA